Molecule: messenger RNA, 2043 nt
Organism: Periconia digitata
Lineage: Eukaryota; Fungi; Ascomycota; Dothideomycetes; Pleosporales; Periconiaceae
Source: the annotation of a GenBank genome assembly
CCUUCUCCACCGCCGUCUACCGCACCACACCUUCCUCACACCUCCCUUCCCGCAGUGCUACUCCGACCUUCCUCGUCUACCAUGCCUCCCACAGUUCUUGGAAAGAGAACUCGCAGCUCUACUGCUGCUGCUGCAAAUCUAUCCGAUGCACAAUCUCCCGAGACUGUUUCCGCCAACAAAAGACGGGCGCAAUUCGUAAUUCACGAUGAGGGCGAGAUCACAAACCCGUUUGUGACUCCAAACAAAAAAACUCCUGCUUGCAAUGGCGAUGCGAUGGACGUGGAUUCCCCAGGGGAGGAGCAGACGCCUUCUGGAAAGCGCGGUCGAAAACCCAGAACGGCACCCACGAAGCAUGGAGCCUUCGAAUCCCGUAUUCCACUAUCUCCUGCCAAAACCAACUCUCCUGUCAAAGCUCCUGCCGUGUCAUCAAAGAAGCAAACUCCGGCGGUGACUCCCUCUACCCCACGGCAUAGAGACGCACUUGCCAACAAAGUCGCUGUCACACCGAGACAUCGCCUGAUAGUCGCUGGUCGACCCCUGACGCCUCGAACACCACAUACUCCCACCACACCCCGUCACGCCGCCCCCACAGUCUACAAUGACGCCCGCCAGCUCUUCGUCCGGGGUUCUGCCCCUACUGUGCUUUUCGGCCGCGAGCAAGAACGCAAGGAACUCGAUAGUUUCGUCUCAACGCGUGUCAAAUCGAAGAAGUCUGGCUGCAUUUAUGUCUCCGGCCCCCCUGGUACCGGCAAAAGCGCUUUUGUGAGCGAAGUGUGUCGCGAUUUUGAAUCCAAUGCCCACGUUCGAACCGGUUACAUCAACUGUAUGAGUGUAAAAAAUGCGACUGAUUUGUACCGAACAUUGUUGGAAGAGUUUGUUGAUAUUACGGAUGUUGUGGAAGGCGAGGAGAUGGAUACGCUGAAGAAACUCUUUUCACAGCGAAACACGUCAUACGUGGUCACGCUCGAUGAAGUUGAUCAUCUCUUGGAACUGGAUAUCGACCUGCUCUACAACAUUUUCGAGUGGUCUCUCCAGAAGUCAACCGGUCUUGUUUUGGUCGGCAUUGCGAACGCACUGGACUUUACCGAUCGCUUCCUUCCUCGACUCAAAUCUCGCGGCCUCAAACCACAUCUCCUCCCCUUUCUCCCGUACACUGCCGCGCAGAUUUCGUCCGUCAUAACCUCCAAGCUCAAGUCCCUAAAUGCGGUCAGCACAGAUUAUGUUCCAUUCAUCCACCCAACGGCCGUUAUGUUCCUAUCGAAGAAAGUGGCCGCCCAGUCAGGAGAUCUUCGCAAAGCACUGGACAUUUGCCGACGAGCAGUUGAUCUUGUUGAAGCCGAUACCCGCGACCAGCAUGCUAAAAAAGCCAUGGAAAUUACACCAUCCCCAACACCAUCGCCAUCAAAGACAGCGUUGAUUGAAAACACCAAUCUUUCCUCGCCGGCUAUCCGAUCACCCUCAAAAGGAAAGCUUCAACAAGCACUCACAUCCUCAUUGUCCAGUUUGACUGCAGAGAAUGCUCCCCGAGCCACCAUUGCUCACAUGGCACGCAUUACUGCUGCUGUUUUCAGCAACGGAACCACGCAACGCCUACAAAACCUUAACCUCCAGCAGAAGGCAGUGCUCUGUUCGCUUUCUGCUAUUGAAAAAAAGCGGCGCUCAUCGGGAGCAGACAAGAUUUUCGGUACACCGUCUAAGAAUCAAGGCACCGCUCCGACUAUCAAGGAACUGUUUGAAGCAUACACCAACUUGUGUAAACGAGAGAAUAUCUUACAUGCGCUGACGAGCACUGAAUUUCGGGAUAUUGUCGGAAGUCUCGAAACAUUAUCACUCAUCUCAGCCAUCGAGGGGAAGGCCGGCUCCCUUGGUGCUGCUACCGGAACUCCAAGCAGGAAAGGGAGGGGAGGCGGGGGUUUUGGCGGUGUUGCUAUUGAAGACCGCCGUGUUGCAAGCUCAGUAGAUGCUAAGGAAUUGGCCGCUUCACUCAACGGCCCUGGUAGUAACAUCCUCAAGGAUAUCAUGGAAGGCACGGAUGGACUUUGA